CGAGACACACGGUUGACCAUACUCACGAGCAAGGAGUUAAGAUAAAAGUUAUUAACUUCGCUGGAUGUGUUCGCUUGAGUCGCCACUUUGAUUAAACGUUGAAUUACUAAUUCACUCGUUGAACCUCUUUCUUGUCGGAAUUGACCACGGCGAUCAUCUGAUGAAUAAGUUAACACAAACUUCGGAAGAAGAAAUCCAAGCAGUUGUUGACAAGUGCUGGCAGGAUAUCGGGGAUAUUUGCGGAGAUGAAACGGUUAAAAAAUCUUUAUCAUCGCCUUUUGACCCAAGAAUUAGAGGUUGGAGAGUCGUUAGGCUAUUUGUUUCAUCAACGUUCGCCGAUUAUCAUGCUGAAAGGGAAGUUUUAGUCAAAAAGGUAAGUCUUGUGUCUUUUUUAACAUUCGCAUUUUUUCCUUUACGGUAGUUUGCACAAAGCAAGCUUUGAAUUAUUAUUGUUUAAUUUUUGUCUUUUUCCUAGUCUUCAAUUUUCUUAUAAAAUGGUGCUUCUUAGUUAGCUUGAGGAUAUAUUUCAUAAAGAAAACAUACGUUCAUACGUCAGCGUGCGUUCAUCGAGAUAUGAAGCACGCGGAAGUUUGGAGAGCACGAAAGAUGCGUAAGAGCACUCAAUUCUGAUUAUACAAUGGUAAACGGUAUUUAAUUUCUUUAUCAUCAUCAGAUAUAGAAAAGAUGAUUCAGUUGUCGGCUAUUUCUGAAUUAAAGGUCAAGUGUAUUGAGUGCUCUCCAAACUUCCAAGUGCUUCAUAUCUCGAUGAACGCACAGCUGACGUAUAAACCAAUUGUUUUAUGACAUUUUCAACCCGAUGGUUUAAAUGUUGUAAAUGGGUUAAUAUUCCCUCUGUUACGCUUCAGCGCGUUGAUAAUUUUGUUUCAGGAAAGCAUUUCGCUACGCUGUAAGCGAUCUUGUCUUAGAUUGGUUAAAAAACUGACAGGUGAAUUCAUGCGUGUGGAUGAACUUUAUUUUCUGAUUGAAUACAAAAUUCUCAAGGGAUUCGUUUGCUGACGUCAUGAGCGUGCACAAUUUAACAAAUAGAUUCCAAGUUGCCGUGCAUCUGUUCAGUAAUAGAUCACAGAUGACGUCAAAAUGUGGUAAGAACAAAAAAGUGGCACACGAGGCACAGCAUCUUUGGUGCCUCCUUAUAAUGAGAAUUAUGUACCAAAACAAAACGAGGCAUUGCCAGCACCCCUGACUCAGUUGUUUAACAUUGCUCAGAACUGAAAUUUCAAAAUCUUCAAGAAGUGUGACGUCAUGUGAAAAUGAAGAAUUGUCAGAAACUAUUUAUAGAGAGUUCUCUGAUUCCCUGGAGACAUCACUAAGAGAGGUGCAUGGGAGGAGGGUAAGGAGUCCUAGUCACCUUGGGUAAAGUGAGGGUGGAUACAAAGAAUUUUGUGUGAAGAGAAAGGAGGAAGAUGCUGUUGGUGUUAAGACUUAUUAAGCUUAACCCUUUACACCCUGACAUCAGUAUGCAUAUUCUCCAUACUAUUUUCUAUACAUUUUCUAAGGUGCUGACAAGGAGAAUUUGUCUAACAAUCAAGAACUUCUUUAGUUUGUGAUGAGAUCCCUUACUUGCCUGACCUUAAUGUUUGAUUCAGGGGUGAUAUGGUAAGGAGAAACUAGCUGCCAGUCACCCCUAGGGGUUAAAGGAUUAAGUUGUUCUGGCUAAGUCAAUUUCAACUUAAGCAUCAGAUGAUAAAGGACUAAAUAGAAUUUCAAACCAGGUCAAAUCACUUUUAUUUACCCAUGGUUAAUUCUUUAGGAAUUACAGUAUUGUGAACAUAAAUACAGGAGAAGGGGCCACAAGGCAAAACCUAAACACUUGCAGACUUCACAGAUGGCAGCAAGAAGUUUUAUAGGGGGGCAGUAGACUGCUCGUAGCCAGCUUUUACUUAAGCCCUUGAUUUACUGUGAUGAGUCUUGUGUCUGAUAGGUUGUUCCAGAGCUGCGUGAGUGGUGUGAAGAGAAGUCAAUCAAUUUGAUUGAAUGUGACCUCAGAUGGGGUGUCCCAAAAGACUCCACAACAGAAACAACUAUCAGAACUUGUUUGGGUGAAAUUAAUCGCUGUGCAGCAGAGGCAGAUGGGGAACCAUUUUUCUUAAACAUGCUGGGAGAGCGGUAAUGUAUACCACUUUCAAAUUUUUUUUCUAAUUUCUAGAGUCUAAACUGAAUCCUUAACCCUUAACCCUUAAACUCCCAGAAGUGAUUAACAUGUAACUUCUCCUUUUUGAUAUCCAUACUUUAUCCAUCAAACAGGUUACAAGAAUAAUCAAACUUAUCAGAUGUAAGUUUUUAUUUUGAUCUAAAACCAAAUUCUUUUAACUUAUUGAUAAGUUAUCUCACAGCUUUUAGUCUCAAAUAACUUUUGAUUGUUACCUUUUUUUAGUGUUUAAGUCACUUAAACUGUAUCAAAUACACAAAUGUAACAGUUAUGCUUAAACUAAACAGAUCAUUUACAUCUGUAGAUAUGGAUGGAUUCCAAAAUCAUCAGAAAUAUCAAAAGAAAUUAAAGAGGAGUACCAGUGGAUUUUUCAAACAUCAAUAACACACAUGGAAAUCAUUCAUGCUGCAUACAAGAUGCAAAAUAAAAACGCACUAUUUCUUUUGAGAGAUUCUGAGUUUUUAGCAGAUCUGCCCCCACAGAUGAUGAAAGCAUUUGUGGAUGAUCAUCCUCUGAAUAAGGCACAUUUAAAGGUAAUUUAAGGGUAAAUUCUGUAUGAAUAAACUUUUACACCACUGUUUUCAGCUGCUACUUUUUUCCUGAAGUACCAGCUACUUUAAUGUAAUCUUUUACCUAAAGGAGCUCUUGACUGCAGUGAAACAAAUACUCCUUGACAGCACCUUAGGAAAUGUACAGAGAACAGUAUGGAGAAUAUGCAUACUGAAGUAAAGGUCUAAAGGAGUACUGUUGAGCAUCUACUGUUUUUUUUCCUAGUUUGGCAAAUUUCUCUAAAACAUAUACCACAAUUCUUUUGAAGGCAUUGAAGGAAAAUCUGAGACAAAGAUAUCCUGAACAAGUAUUUGAUUAUUCUUGUCAAUAUGGUGGGAUUGAUGAAUCAACAGGAAGGUCAAAGGUAGUAAUUGCUGUUUCUGUAGCUUUUAUAUAUUUGAAGUACUUAAGUGUGUAGUUCUUAGGAUAUCAAGAAUCCAUGAUUAGUCCCAAAAUUUGGAAUUUUUUUAAUUUUUAAUCCAGAAUACAAAAUUGGCCACUAGUGUCCAAAAUACAGAAUCGGCCACUAGGGUCCAAAAUACAAAAAUUAUUGGCCACUAGGGUCAAAAGUCAAAAUCAACCAACAGGGUCCAAAAUACAAAAUCAGCCAGUAGUGUCCGAAAUAAAAAGUCAGCCACUAGUGUCCAAACCACAAAAUCGGCCACAAAAAUCCAAAAUACAAAAUUGGCCACUAGAGUUCAUAACACAAGAUCGAUCACUAGUGUCCCAAAUACCAAAUCAGCCACUAGUGUCCAAAAUAUGAAAUAGGCCACUAGGGUCCAACAUACAAAACUGGCUACUAGGGUUCAAAAUACAAAAUCAGCCACUAGUGCCCAAAAUAUGAAAUCGGCUACUAGGGUCCAAAAUAUGAAAUCGGCUACUAGGGUCCAAAAUAUGAAAUUGGAUACUAGAGUCCAAAAUACAAAAUUGGCCACUAGUGCCCUAAUUAUAAAAUCAGCCACUAGAGUCCAAGAUACAAAAUCGGCCCCUAGUGUUCAAAAUACAAAAUCAGCCACUGGGGCCAAAAUACGAAAUCAGCCACCAGGGUCCAAUUUACAAAAUCAGCCACUAGUGUCCAAAAUACAAAAUCAGCCAUAAGAGUCCAAAAUACAAAAUUAGCCACUAGGUUCUAAAAUACAAAAUAGGCCACCAGAGUCCAAAUUACAAGAUCGGCCGCAAAUGUCCAAAGUCCCAAAUCGGCCUUCAAUGUCCAAAAUACAAAAUUGGCCACCAGGGUCCAAAAUACAAAAUAGGCAACUAGCGUCCAAAAUGCAAAAUCGGCACUAGGGUCAAAAAUACAAAAUCAGCCACUAGAGUCCAAAUACAUAAUCCGUCACUAGAAUCCAAAAUACAUAAUUGGCCACCAGGGUCCAAAAUGCAAAAUUGGCCACUAGUUUCCAAAAUACGAAAUCAGCCAGUAGGGUCCAAAAUACAAAAUUGGCAACUUAAACCAAAAUACAAAACUAGCCACUAAAGUCCAAAAUAUAUAAUUGGCCACUAGAGUCCAAAAUACAAAAUCGGCCACUAGGGUCCAAAAUGCAAAAUCCGCCACUGGAGUCCAAAAUACAGAAUUGGCCACUAGAGUCCAAAAUAAAAAAUCGGCCACUAGAGUCCAAAAUACAAAAUUGGCCACUAGAGUCCAAAAUAAGAAAUCAGCCACUAGAGUCUAAAAUACAAACCGUCCAUUAGGGUCCAAAAUGCAAAAUCAGCCACUGGUGUCCAAAAUGCAAAAUCGGCCACUAGAGUCCAAAAUGUAAAAUCAGCCACUAGAGUCCAAAAUACAAAAUUGGCCACUAGUGUCCAAAGUACAAAAUCGGCCACUAGGGUCCAAGUUACAAAAUUGGCCACAAGGGUCCAAAAUAAAAAAUCAGCCACUAGGGUCCAAAAUACAAAAUUGGCCACAAGGGUUCAAAAUCCAAAAUCGGCCACUGAUGUCCAAAGAACAAAAUCGGCCACUAGGGUCCAAAAUACGAAAUCGGCCACUAGGGUCCAAAAUACAAAGUCAGCCACUUGUGUCCAAAAUCUUAAAUCUGACAAAAGUGUCCAAAAUCUCAAAUCGGACAGUAUUGUCCAAAGUUUAAAAAUUCGAUUGUUUUGGUCAUUAUAUUCUCAGAAAUACGCUCUUGACUAUAAAAGAAAAUUUACAUGCAUUUUCAAAAGUAAGCCCUAAUUUGAAAUGAAUUCUGUAUUUAAGGCAACUCACAAAAUUCUUCCACCUCUGAUUUCUGCUGCUGGAGGGGGGACCAAGGGCUCUUCUUCUUCUUCUUCGAAGUGGGAAGCUUUGGCAUUGCAAUAAGCUUCCACAACAGUUGCUCAGUACUCUUUUAUACUAGAAGGUAUCUAGAGAUGCACUCUGUAAAGCUCUGCUAGGUAAACAACCUCAUCACAAAUAAUUGCUCUGUUGAAAGUCCAACACUCGAGCCAACCACAUUAUCAGUCAUAGUGCUGAGUGGUUUAGACAAUUUACCUUUGACUAAAAAUAAAUUUAUUUUGUUCGACUUUUAUUGAUAUUGCAGGUCAAACUCAAAGGGUUAGAGGUUUUCUGUCAAAUUGUGCUCGAAUUUUUCAAGUCAGCUAUCAACAGAUCAAUUCCGACCGUAAACCAGACAUUGUCAGUGGAAGAAAUUGGUGAGUUUUCUUUGAAGCAGCUUAAUUUCAGGUGGAAAUGGGUUGACUUAACAGGUAGCUCGCAGGAGUAUCGGUUGAUAGGUCCAGGCUCGAGAACAGGCCAAGUUGUAAUGCUGCGUGUUGUCGUCAGUUGUGUUAUAGUCAUAGCAAACCCUCGUCAUCAACGCAUCGGCACGAGCGUUUCUUCAUCUGCGAGAAAAUGUGAGGCCUUUUGCAAAGCAAGCUGAUGAAAAGAGUGCACGUCUUCAAUCUUCUUGCAGGCGGAGAAACGCGCAUCCUGCAGCUCUUAUCAUGAGGGCCUGGCUAGCAUAUUAUCAAUAGUAUCACAGAACAUUGUCUGUAAAUUUUAUUUCUUGACAUCCAAUCCUCCAAACCGCAGAGCUCUCAAUGCAUAAUCAGUUCAUUGAAUUGAGAGGCCAACUUGUACUUGGACGUGGGGAAGAGAUUACUACUGUAAUGAACUAUGUUCAACAUGGAACCAUAUCUGAUGGGUCUGGCUCAGGACGUCUUCCUCCUCUAAUAGUUCUGGGGUCUUCAGGCUCUGGGAAGUCAGCACUCAUGGCUUAUUGUACGCUGGAGAUACAAAAUCUUGGACUCCCGUUGUUCUUUCACUUUGUUGGGGCAUGUCCUGGAUCAACGGUACCUUUAAAACUCCUGGAAAAGCUUGUACGAUGGUUUAAUAAAGGUUUUAGUGUGGAAGGUCUGUACAUUGCUACUGAACAUUUUAUGUAUAAGACACUCGCAAAUUCUUGAAUGCUGAUCUUUAAAACUGAAUCGCGAUUUUUUCCCUUGAAACUGAUGUUUAUGCACAGUUAGGACUGGCCGCAGACAAUGAUAAACCUCAAUCUGCGUGUUAAAUUCCCGUCUUAACAAAGAAUCGAGAGAACUCAGUGAUUUAUGUGCAGUUAAGUAAGAGAAUCAUUUCCUUCUUACCCUCGAUGCAGACAUGAGUGUGAACCAACUUCAACAAGAGAUCAAGAAAGGCGUAGAAGAGCUUGGUAAACGGGAAGAGGUGUUUGUGAUAAUGAUCGAUGCAGUCAACCAGGUAAUAGUAAGACCUUUUAUUUACAGUCUUUUCCAAGUAUAUUAAAAAACAAAAGCAGAAAAAUCCAAAGAUAUACAAAAUUUCUUGUUUUCCUUCGAGUUUCGCGUUAGUAAAUGUCUUGCGUAGCCCACCGGCGAAGCUUUGGCGCGAAAAUUUCCCGCCUUUUAGUGUCAAGAAACAUGCAGGUCCUUUUUAAACGUGCGCACGUCGCACAAUGAAAAGCAACUUUGUGCAUUUCCUUUCAUCUCUACGCGGACUUCUUUUUUUUACUUAAUUUUAAAUUUAUGUGGUAGCUAGCAGAUGUUGAAUCCCAAGAACAUAUGGACUGGCUUCCAAGCUCUUUCCCGCACAAUGUUCGUUGCGUAAUCAGUGCAGUGACUGACAGUCGUUCUGUUAUCCUCCUGUACGACGAGCGCCGCGCACUUAGUCCAGUACCCCUUCCUCUACCAGACCUUGAUACGUCUGCCCGACAAGAGAUAGUGGAACAUAAAUUGGGCAAAUACAACAAGGUAUUGUUCAGUGCUAUUCAAUACCUGGCAUUUUGACCUAACAAAGAUAAUGUUAAGACAGACAAGUCAAGUUAAACCAAGUGUCGCUUAUUCCCUCUACUUGGUUCAAAACAUGUCACACCUCUUCAGUCAAAACCAAUCAGGUUAUCACAACGUGCUUUUUCCCGCGCAUGGCGCAAGUAUCACGUAUGCUUUCUUUGAGCUCCCUUUGGUUCAUUGCGAUGUUUACGUUUCUUUUAUUGGCUGUUGCAACUAACUGCUUUAUUUUGACUCAGCGUCAUUUGAUUGUUAGUGAUCAUUAACUAUUUUGUCUGAUGUUUCAAGAAACUGGAUGCGGAGCAGAUGGAACUGCUGAUCAAAUCUCAAGGGGCGUCAAACCCUCUUUGGCUAUCACUGUCUUGUGAGGAACUUAGAGUAUUUGGAGUUUUUGAGACCAUCACUGACCACAUCAAAAGUUUGCAAAAUUUGUCUGCGUUGAAAGAACUUCUGGAGUUUAUAAUGAACAGGCUCACAGCAGAGGACGAAGACGACAACAUUCAAAAGGUAUCUCACUCUAGCUGAUUAGAAUUCAGUGGCCGAUCAGUCGUUUAACUUUAAACUUGUGUUUGAUUGUUCUUCUCUAAUCAGAAGGACAAGAAGUUAAAUUUAUGACGUCAUCUUGUCACCAUAGGCAUACGUCAUAUUACUUAAGAACACUCCUUCAAGAAGCUGCUGACCUUGUCAAUCGUUGGAGUAAAAUAAAUUUUUUAAAAAUGAAACUUGCCCAUAAAAGUUGUUCUUUUGGCUUCUCCCUUUUUUUUUUUCGGAGUAUCUGUGUGGGUGGUUGAGGUUAAAGCACAGAAAGCCAGUGUGAUGCAUACAUCUUUAUUCUCAUCCCUUCCAAGCAGUAGUAUGUUGAUGAAAUUAAACUUAGCGAAAAUAACGUUCUCUAUUUUUCUUGAAGGUUUUGGGACUAUUGGCUUGCAGCAGAGGUGGUUUGGGUGAAACAGAGCUCCAAUACCUCCUGAGUGAUGACCUUUCCAAAGCUGUGGCCAUGAUGGUCUGGGCACAAGUGCGUCGAACACUGAAACCUUUUCUUAGAAACAUUGCUGGCAGAAGAGAAGAGGAAAGACUUGAUUUCUUCCACGCUUCAAUACAAGAGGUGAGUAACCUUAUUUCACACAGCAUCGCCCGAUUUCGGACUCAAUCGUCCGUUUUCAGAUAAUAUUAUCAGAUUUUGGAUGUCGACAUCCAAAUUUGGCCGGUACUGUCCGAUUUUGGACACUAGGGUCUGUUUUCAGACGGUAGUGUGUAAAUUUUGGACACUUGUGUCCGAUUUUAGAAAUUCGUGUCCGAAGUUUGGUCGAAAAUAAAUUGCCACAUUUCUUAAAAUUCGUGUUUUAAUAUAUUUUUACAGGUUGUCCUGGAAACUAUUCUCCAGGAUUCUGAGGAAAAGAAAAAAUUCCAUUUGAAACUUGCUGAUUACUUUGAACUUCACUGUAAAGAUAAAGACCGAGUGAUCUUCAUGGCACCAGAACAGCUUAAAUUGGCUGGGAAAAGGAAAAGGCUGCUGGAAUUUCUGUGGAACGAGAAGCGCUCUGGAAAACCAGGACAAUGGAAAGACCGCUACUAUGAGGUAGUUUGAAAUUUGAAAAUCUAUAAAAAAUCUUGCUGUUGGACGAGAAAAGUCCAUAAAAGAAAGUACUUAAAUUUUUAAAAUAGAAAAUCAACUGGUUGAUCCUCUGUUGGGUUUUAAAGUUUAUAGUUGUUGAGAUAGCAACUGGAGCUACGUUCUUAGACAAAAGUCAAUCAUAUUCAUUUGCAAAAGCACUCUCAGCGCGACUCGAGGUGCUGUCCUCCCCCCGCCCCCACCCCCAAAUGGAGAUGAUUUCAAUCUCUCUAACUUUUCCUUUCGUUCUUAACAUUGUUGUUAGUGGUGGUGGGAGGGGAUGGGAUGGGAUGGGAUGGAUAGAAAGAGAGGUCGAUCAAUUUGAAGCACCACUACAAAUGUUGAUGGUGGUAGUAGGGGGGGGAGGUGGGUAGAGGGAGAGAUCGAUCAAUUUAAAACACCGGUACAAAUGUUGGUGGUGGAAGUAGGGGGGGUGGGUAGAGGGAGAGGUCGAUCAAUUUGAAGCACCGGUACAAAUGUUGAUGGUAGGGGGGGAAGUGGGUAGAGGGAGAGGUCGAUCAAGUUAAAGCACUAGUACAAAUGUUGGUGGUGGGAGGGGGUUGGGUAGAGGGAGAGGUCGAUCAAUUGAAAGCACCAUUACAAAUGUUGGUGGUGGGAGGGGGUGGGUAGAGAUCAAUUAAUUUACAGCACCACUACAAAUGUUAUCUGCAAUAUCUAUGUAUACAUGUGUGAGUUGGAGUCAUUUAGAGUGUGUUUGCGAGCUUUUGGGACGUUUGGUCACGAUUGUAGGUUAUGGGCUCAAAUUCUACCGCUCUUUCGAAUAAGGUAUUCAUGCUGCCCGACUUGACCUGCCCAGACCUGCUUGGCCGUUGAAGGUCAGGGUACGUGACGUGACUAAUUGCUGCUCUUAGAAGAAAGGGGGGGGGGGAAGGAGCGUGGGCUCAUUUUCCUGACAGUGCAUGUCUCAUACGCUAUUUAACUCAUAACCCUUUACAUUUUAACAUCAAGAUGUAAAUUAUUCAUACUAUUCUCCAUGCAUUUCCUGAAGUGUAGACAGGGAGAAUUCGUUUAACAAAGUUGGUGAUCAUUUCCACUCUUCUCAUGCCCUCAAUAUGUGAUUCAGGGGUGAUAUUGUAAGGAGAAAUUAGAUUCUAGUCACUCUUAGGGAUCAAAAAGGUUAAUAGUGAGCUGCUCGUCUUCUCCUCCAGGAUUUGCGUUGUGACAUGAGACUCCUACCAGGAACCGCCUUCUCUCACAAAGUUCACAUCUGUAGGUUCUGCGACAUGAAACGUGGAGCUCUAAGUGAGCACUCGUGUUUCAUCUGUGGUCGGUUUACGCCUUGGAGAAAUGACAUGCAGGCUGCUAGGGUUUGUCAUGCGCAUAACCUUCUAGGACCGCCAAACUUGGUAAUGUGUUAUUUGUGCAGAAAACCUGCCUUUAUCGACUAUACUAUGGUUUAUUUAUGUGCUCUUUGUGAGAAUGUAGCGAUAAAGAGAUGUGCUAUGCUUGUAACCGACUGAUUCUGGCUUAAAUUAUAAAGGCUGAUACACAAAGGGUUUGCAUCCGGGUAAUGCCAUAAGUACAGCCUUCAAGCCUUUCUUCCUCUGUCUAGGAGACCUUGCAAUUACAAAGCCCUACCUUCCCAGGACUAAUUGAAGAAUUUACAUUCUCAUGUUUUUUUCUUCUGUUUUGUUUUUAUUAUGCUGCUAUUUGGUUAUUAGCGCAUUUUCAUCGAGCGUCCUAAAACCAAAGCCUAAAUAUUAAUAACAGCUAACAGUACGCAGAAAAAUAUUCCAGUAGGCCGAUAAGAAUGCAAAGUAAGAACAACCGAGUUGUUGAAGCGCGGGAAAGCGCGAAUGAUUGGCUCACAAUUAGUUUUUGAUUUGAAUGUGAUUGGCUAGGAAAGUGGCACGAACUCUAAGGAUCAAUCAGAGGACGAAGUGAAGAAAACCUGUCGAAUUAGUUUCGACAGUCAAUUGAAAAUGUCUCUCUAACCGAAUUUGCUCUCUUGAAUUUCAUAGGAUUAUUAGGAUUAUUAUCUUAUUAUCAUACCAUUUAUAGUGUUAAACGAUAAAAAAAUAGAAAUAUAUCUAAUCUAAAAACAUUGUAAGGGUUUCCUUUAUUAAUGUUGGAAAAUAACUGGAAAAAACAUUGGUCCAACAAAACCAAACAGGCAAUCCAACUAGGCUACGCAAAUCGUAUAAUCUAUUCCAAUAUAUUAUUAUUCGAUCUAAAGAAAGAACGAGAUACAUUUGAGAAAUUGAACAGGAUCCAUCGAUUCAUAAACACACGAGUAAAACUAUUAGAUAGAAUUACAGCACUGAGAACUUACUUCUAUGACGAUGUCUAGUAGGAUUGUUUCACGGUGUAUAGCUACGUACAGACAGGUCAGCAACAGAUGAAACAGGUCAGGGUAUAACAGAACACGGGUCAGCAAGACAGGUUAGCAGAACUUGUACGUAUCUUCGAAUCUUAAGUAUCUGAACUGAAAACUGAACUAUUCACGUGGCUUAAUUACAUAAGCUAGUGUCAAUCAAAAUCAAUCAGGAAAAUCAAGUUAAUGAUUCAUUAUAUUGACGAAAUAAACAUAUUUGCAUGAGCCAUUCAGUAAACAUUUUAAUAAGCCAGUUGAUCAUUUCUUAUUCCUUUUGGCGGUCUUACCUUACACAUAGUGUUUGGUCACCUUUUCCUUAUCGUGAUCGUGAAAUUGACAUGGAAACAGAUAUUUUGCGUAAAGUGCGGUUUGCGGCUAGAUACCGGUAUAUUUCCAUUAUGUUGCUAAAAAAGUAAUUAAUUACUGGGAAAAUGACUCUACCCUAUAAAAAUUGAUCCCGUGCAGGAAUAUCCUGGAAAUAACCCUGCUUUAUACUUACAUCCAUUUAAUACUCUCGUUUUUAGGCUAAAUCCAUGUCGAAUUCCCGAUCAGGAAAAUAGUUUUGAGUUUUGAAUUUAGCACGUUCGAAACCUAUUUUUCUUAGAGGUGACUUAAAGUGUAGACAUCUAGUACUUUUGAUCUUCCGCACUGAAUUUGUAAUUAGAUAACUUAUACGACUAGCACGUAGCUCUUUCAGGGACGGUACCUUGGGUACGCCCUUUCAUCUCCGAAUUUUGUGUUUAUUCUGCUGUUAUGCAACAGCCUUCAAGGACUAUUUUCUUUUAAGAUAUCUUUUCAAGUCUGAUUUUAAUUCUGUUACUAAGUUUAUUAUAAUUUUUAUAUUGUCAAUCUUGUUUUUGUUUUGCCCAAACUUGACUGUAAGACCAAGAAAUUUAAGUUAGAAAGACAUUUCGUGAAGCGUAAACAUCGCGAAGGUAUUUACUUGGUUUUUCGAACUCCGUUCUGCGUAGCCUAACGUGAUUCGCUAUUUAAGUGUGAAAACAUGACGAAGCUUAGAGAUGCUCCAUAAGUGUCACCUUUAUAAGUGGUGACCCACACUUUCCUCGAGAGAUCAGAGCUAGUCCCCGUUAUAA
This is a messenger RNA of Pocillopora meandrina, 11978 nucleotides long. NCBI's taxonomy places the organism in Eukaryota, Metazoa, Cnidaria, Anthozoa, Scleractinia, Pocilloporidae. The record is from the annotation of a GenBank genome assembly.